AUGGAUAUCUGUGAUAUUCACCUCUUACAGCUCAAAUUUGUCCAGCUUCGAUUUCAGCAGAAGCAGUGCAACGGUGAAAUGCUUCUAGAGCUAACAGAGAGCGACUUGAUCAACGACUUUGGAGUAAGAGACCGCGUCCAACGUGAACGCAUCCUGAAUGCCAUCGAAGCUAUAAACACGAGCACUGCAUUCUCAGAUGAGGAUGACGAAGACGAUGAUGACGACGAAGAGGAAGAGGACGCAAACGAAGAUGAUGAAGACGAGCUUGAAGAAAGCGAAGAGUCGAGACCUCAGAUGCGGCACUCAAUUGGGGGAGGUAAGAUUCAUUCAUCUGCCGGCUAA
Phytophthora sojae is the source of this 342-nucleotide messenger RNA. RefSeq lists its product as hypothetical. Bases 1 to 342 code for a protein of 113 amino acids. Gene Ontology annotation, molecular function: protein binding. The transcript has a single exon. The record is from RefSeq and is a predicted model, not a curated record. NCBI's taxonomy places the organism in Eukaryota, Oomycota, Peronosporomycetes, Peronosporales, Peronosporaceae.